Molecule: messenger RNA, 654 nt
Organism: Penicillium lagena
Lineage: Eukaryota; Fungi; Ascomycota; Eurotiomycetes; Eurotiales; Aspergillaceae
Product: Tim17/Tim22/Tim23/Pmp24 family protein
Exons: 6
Coding region: 1-654 (217 amino acids)
Cellular component (GO): peroxisomal membrane
Source: RefSeq, a predicted model, not a curated record
AUGGAUAUACUCUUGUCCCGGUUGGACGCCCUUGCGCUUAACCCGGAUCUCGCGCCGUUUCUGGCCAUCCUCAAGGGCGCGCGCAAUGGCAUCGUCUAUGGGUCCAAAGUGCGAUUUCCGCAUGCUUUGGUGAUGAUAUUUCUCUUCCGGUCUGGGACAUUCCGGGAAAAGCUCAAACUCGUUCUCAAAGCAACUCGUCAACAUGCGCGAAACCUCGCUACAUUCGCUGUCGUUUACAAGACCUCCAUGCUUGUAUUGAAGACUAUCAAUCCCGGCGGUGCUGGGAAGGAGGGCCGAUACGAUAGCUUCUUCGCCGGGUUGUUGGGCGGAUACACUGUGUUCGGACGGCAGCCGGGGAGCGUUAGCCAACAGAUUGUCAUCUACGUCUUCGCUCGUGUGAUGCUCUCCCUCGCCAAGCUGGCCAUCCAAGAGAAUAUGCACCCCCUCUCCUCUCUAAUCACCCCAGAAGCCCGCGCGCAGAUCACGAACAACGCCUGGCCCGUGUUCGCGAGUCUGACCUGGGCUUUUGUCAUGUAUAUCUUCCGUUGGUAUCCUGACACUCUGGUGAGCAGUCUGCGGAGCAGUAUGGUGUACAUCUACGCCGACUCGGACCACUGGGACUCGUUCCGCAACCUUUUCAUUCACAAUAAAUGA